Molecule: messenger RNA, 417 nt
Organism: Acanthisitta chloris (rifleman)
Lineage: Eukaryota; Metazoa; Chordata; Aves; Passeriformes; Acanthisittidae
Product: ribonuclease P protein subunit p29-like
Exons: 4
Biological process (GO): tRNA 5'-leader removal; rRNA processing
Cellular component (GO): ribonuclease P complex; ribonuclease MRP complex
Molecular function (GO): ribonuclease P RNA binding
Source: RefSeq, a predicted model, not a curated record
GACAGCUGUACAGCCGCUUGCCGCCCGAGGACGCGGGAGAUCUGCACCUCCAGCCUCAGGGCUCAGAAGAGGCCAAGGUGUUUGUACAUGCCUUCCUGAAACGUAGCAUGCCUGGAAUGAAAGAUGAAGCUAUCCAGGAUAUGUUAACUCGGAAAGCUGUAGUUCUUGAGCAUUAUCCCAAGAAAAAGGCCAAGCAGAAGAGGAGGAAGGCAAAAGGUUUUACUGCCAAGCAGAGGCGAGAGCUGCGUCUGUUUGAAAUUGAACCCGAACAGCAAAGAUAUGCCAUCUUCCUACCCCUCCACGAGCUCUGGAAACAGUAUAUCAGAGAACUGUGCCACGGGCUCAAACCAGACACGCAACCCCAUAUGGUUCAGAGCAAGCUGCUAAAAGCUGAUCUCCAUGGAGCUAUCAUUACAG